Leishmania mexicana MHOM/GT/2001/U1103 is the source of this 5943-nucleotide messenger RNA. Its product is annotated as putative protein kinase. Lineage: Eukaryota; Euglenozoa; Kinetoplastea; Trypanosomatida; Trypanosomatidae. The transcript has a single exon. Bases 1 to 5943 code for a protein of 1980 amino acids. Gene Ontology annotation, molecular function: MAP kinase kinase activity; ATP binding. Gene Ontology annotation, biological process: protein phosphorylation; MAPK cascade. The record is from RefSeq and is a predicted model, not a curated record.
AUGGAUGAGUACAAACGCCUUGCUACGCCGCAGGGUGCGCGCGGGGACUCCCCAAGCAACAGCAACGUCCGCCUUCAUCUGUGGUCCUCUUUAAAUAGUGAUGACCUGUCCCUCAUGGUCGAACCCAAGCCCCUUAGAGCGAGAACAGGGAACGGCACUCAGAAUGCCAGGCCAACAAAGGACGCGGCAUCUUCUGCAAGAGUAACGGCACCGAUCAUUGUGCACUCCAUGACGGUGGACGCAACGGGCGUGUCCUCCGAUCAGCAGCGGUCAUCACCCUCCGUCUUCAUCGCCACGCCGCCCUUGUCUCGCUCCGUGUUACCUCCAUGGGGAGCCGAGGCGAAGACAGCCGCUUACCCGGAAGUCUCUGAUCAACCAGGUGCAGAGGAAGAGAUGAAGGUCCUCAUGCCGGUCAAUGACCCAACCUCAACUCAAGCUUCAAUGAUCAACAUAAGCGGCAAUGCCGCCGCGGCGAUCCUGCCGUUGCCGUCCGUGAGUGUUGGCGAGCACAGCCUCGAAGCUGGCUGUUCAAGGCCCAAGUCAGGCAAGUUGGGGGUCUCGUUCACGCAAGCACCGUUGACGGUGCCGCGAGUUGGAGCUGUCCCACCUGUUUCCACGCCGGGUGUGAACCACAGCGUUUCGAGUGGCGGGGGCCACCUGCACACCCCGAACACUUGCUUUGGGAAGGUGGGUGGUGCGGGAUCUAUGUCGUUCUCCUCGGGUGCCGGCGGCAGCUUACUCCCUGCCGACGGAACGAGAGGUGGGCUGACCAAACAGACUUCUGCUUGCCCCAGCUACCACGCGAGCAGCAGCGCGAACGAGGAAAACCGUUUCGACGGCACAGCGAUGGUGGCCGUCGCCCUCGGCGACGAGAAACCCCCUUUUUCCACUGUGCGGAGUGUUGAACCCGCUAACAGCUCGCCGUCACCGAAGUCUGGCAGCGGCGCGGCGAGGCCGCUGAUCCCCCUGCCGUCAACGAUGCGUCCUGGCACCCGCUGUCUGGACCAGCAUCACUACACCGCUGAUUCGUCGUUAGCCAGCACGUGGGAGUUGUCGUACAGACCAGGCGCGACCGCGACGCGGUUCAAGCGGCGCACUUGCCAGGUGCCCGUUUCUAUGGCGGUGGUGAUGAAUACAGUCGUCACCGUCAUCAUUGUUGCCGCCCUCACCAUUGUGCCUCUCAACGCCGUCUUAACCCAGUCGGCCGACUAUGUGAUGUCGACGCUCGGUCUCUCGCUUGCCUUUUCCUACACGCGGUCGGUGGAGGCAAGCAUGCUGUUUUUGCCGAACGCGGUCAGUGCCUACGCGCUGGCUUACAUGAACUCACAGGACAUGCAGGCGUGGAACUGGAAUGCCUCUGACAUGCCACAGGCGCUGCGGCAGAUGUGUCACACAGUCGCCAGAACCGAUCGCAACCCAACCUCCUUUCUGCUGUACAUGUCCUUGAGCAGCCCGUACACGGGGUACAGCGCGUACUGCUCACAGCAGUACAACGACUACCUGGUUGGCAACUACAUCACGGACAACUCGUCGCAGCCCCGCUACUUCGUGAACGGCACCACAUACAGCUACGUUGAGCCCCUCACCAUAUACCCAGCUGUGCAAGCAAUGACACCGUGGGAGUACACGGUUGAUUUUGGAGGGACGAAGAACACGUGGCAUAGUGUCGUCAUGCCGUGGUACGCGCAAUACCAACAGGGCCGGCUCUCCAGGGCAGCUGCAGGCGCUUCCUUGCAUCACGAGGCUGGCCCUGACCGUGAUAGGCGCUCCUUCACGAGGCCCGAGGUUUGGGCCACUGACUCUUUCAAAUACCUGAACGGGUACUGGCGCAUCUUCAGCAACAACGUCAGCGUCAUCACGUACACGUUUCCGUUCGUCGACUACGCCGGUAACCCAGCCUCUAUCAUGGGUGCCCUGCAUGCGGACGGCUUCAACGCCCUGUACUCAGACAGCCUCAUGUCCACUUCCAGGAGUGCCCGCGCCAUGGUUGUCGACACGUCAAGCGGUCUUGUCUUUAUCACCUCCUGGGGACAGGACACGACAGUGCGGUUGGACAACUGGAACACGUCUUGCAACUGCACUCCUGGUGGAAGCAGUCAGCGAGCCGCAUACCUGGAGGACAUCACAGACCCACUCAUGAUCGCUGCCGUGCAGAACGUUGGUGGCCGGAAAGGCAUCGCCGACACACCGUUAGAGGUGGAUCGGUGGUUCGGUGAAUUCACUUUUAACGGCACCGAACACCUGAUGGUGAUCAGCCGCGUUGCCAUCUCCUCUGACUACUCUAACAUGAACCUCGUCGUCAUCUACGCCAUGUGUAAGACUGACUUCACUUCCUUCAUCAAUCAUGUGCAGAUCACCGCCUUUAUCGCGGUCGGGCUGGUUCUGGUGGUUAUUGUGCUGGUCGAGAUCUCCCUCCUGUACCUGAUUGUGCAGCCGGUGCGCGGGGUGGCAGCUGGUCUGCGGGCAGCGGCGGAGCUGCGCGACGGCAAAGAGUGUGUUGACCAUGCAACGUCCGUAGUCAAGGAGGUGGCGGAGAUGCAGCGUGACUUCCAUAUUAUGAAUACAAAGCUAAUGCAGAUGAAGACGUUUCUCCCGCAGGGUAUGCUCGGGGCCCAAACCGCGUACUCCGACAUUCAAGGCGCCAACGGUAAAGACUCGACUGUCUUCCCCACCUCGGCGUUACAUGGGCGGGGAGGAAGCGGCGUGUGGGAGAAUGCGUGCGGCGACGAUGGGCACGGUGAACCGGGUGACAUGCUUGGCGGCGACGUGUGCGCAGCCCAACACAGCGGCAAAGGCAGCGGUGUUGAACUGGGAAGUAUACUCGACGCGGGUGAGACGGGUCAGCAGCGGCGUCGGAGCUGCGGCCAGUCAGUGGCAGAGGUGGCACACCUCCGCCUGAAUGAUCGCGUGCUCCUCGAGGGGGUAAACCGCUUUCGUCGGUGCUACUGUAGCACCAUCGUUUUCUGCAUGCACUUGAUGGAGUCUGAGAUCAGCGUCAAGUUCUUGAACAAGAACUGCGUCUACUUCACCGAGGGUGUGCUGCCGUGCGUGCUGCGUUACGGCGGCGUCGUUGAGCUGCAGCGGCCGGACUACAUCGUCGUCAGCUUCGGCGCGCACAACAAGGUCGCGUUGCAUCAGAACCGCGCCGCCACGUGCGCACUGGAGGUGAUGAAGGUGCUGAACGCCACCACCCCGAUCGGCCCACGCGUGGGGUGCAUGAUCGACGCAAGCGAGUACUAUGUCGGCACCUGCGGCGCGGCGGACCGAAACGCGCUCGUCGCCUUCAGCAACAGCUUAGUCCCGAAGGCUGACCUCAUUCGCGUGCUCAAGUCUGUGCAGACGCAGAUCGUUCUCACGCAGCGACUCGCCUCCACUCUGGAAAGCUCGAUGCUCGUCAUGCCGGUGGAUUGCAUGAUACUGAACCCGAUCAGCAUGAAGGAGAUCAUCCUGUACGAGCUGCGGGGCCACAUCCGCAUGCUGCCGUCGAAGGUGUCUGUGGUGAUGGUGCGCCAGGUCAUCCGUGGUGUGCGCAUGGGCUUCACUCACAUGCUCAAGGGUGACUAUGGCAGGGCACUUGAGAUACUGGAGCCAUUCGAGACAACGGAGUUGCAGGCGGCCCGCCUCGGUUUCAUGUGCCGGGUCUUUAUCUCACGCCAUAUUAACCGCCCGUUCGUGCGGUCCGUCACACGCCUUACCUUUUCUGAGGCACACUUUGCAGGCUACAGCGAGGGCUGGUCCACGGAGUGGGGCGAUUCGCACGAGAGCAGCACCUCUUUCGGCGCUCACGGGCACAGAGGUGUUACUAAAGGCGCCGUAGAGACCGCGAAUCCUCUAGCUGCCGGCGGCGGCAUCGGCGGCAGCGCCUCCUCCUUCGCGUUGUCGCCCUUCAGCAGUGACCUCGACCCGGCGACGCUUCUGAUGACGCCACCGACGCUGCGGUUGGUUGUCGGGGCUUCCUUGGACCUUCCCCUGUCUAACAAGGAGGGCGCCAAGCAGAUUAAUGAGAGCAGCAUAACGGUGAGCGCCUCGUCGGCCGCCACCCGCGCCAACGAAGGCUCUCUGAACAUGAGCAGGAGCACCAGCGCCGCCGGGGAGAAGCCUGAGCAGAAUGAACUGGAAAGAGCGGCUGCGAGACGUGCCGUGGCGGAUGAGGACGAGACAGCGCUCUUUGAGAUAUUCGUAGAGAACCAGCCCGACGACGAUGACGACGUGGAUGACGGAGAAGCUGAGGUGGGCGGGAGGGGCAGCAGGGUUGGCAGCAGCGCGUGUUACAGCGCUCGCAGGAAGGUGGCAAACAGCGGCAGCUUCGGCGGCGGAGAGGUGGCGGUGGGGCAUUGCACCGCAGCAGCUAUGUGCGCAGGCGAGGCGAUGCGCUGUCCUCACAAAAGUGAGCUGCCCCUCGUCUUCAACGACUACGAGGGCAACACGUGGCGCCGCUCCUACGACAUACUAGGUACCGGCGCCUUCGCCACCGUGUACCGCGGCCUAUCCGUAUCUGGCAACCUUGUCGCGCUCAAGUGCUUCCAACUUGGCGCGCGAAACAUCGAAGUGCACGCAGUCGUCGAUGAAGUGCGCCUGUUCGCAAACCUGCACCACGAAAACGUUGUGCAGUACCUCAGCUUGUACGUGUCGGAGUCGUACGUGAUCGAGAUUAUGGAGUUUGUGCCGGGUGGCUCCCUCGAUACACUGCUGAAGAGCUUUGGUUCUCUUCAGCCAGAGUCAGUGCGACGCUACCUGCGAGAUAUCGCGCGUGGUUUGAGUUAUCUGCACACGGCAAACAUAGUGCACUGCGACAUCAAGCCACACAACGUCCUCCUCGCCAUGGAUGGACAGUGCAAGCUGAGCGACUUCGGCUCCGCCAUUGCACGGGCGACCUCGUCCGUAGGCAGCAUUGACAACGUUCUUGAGAUGCGCGGCACACCGGGCUAUAUGGCGCCAGAGGUGGCGCGCGGUGACGUGCCGACCAUGAAGAGUGACGUGUACUCGCUAGGAAUCACCAUUUUAGAGCUUCUCACUGGGAAGCUGCCUUGGGACUACACCGAUGCUUUCACCCCGAAGGUGUUAGGGAAGCGGACGCAAUCCAAGAGCGCCUCCGAGCAUCGCGCGUCGCAGUUGCAGGCGUGCCCCGCGGCGGGAGCGCGGGACACAAGAGUAGCGGACAGCGCCGUCGCACAGGCGGGGACCAAUCUGUCGACAAAGGCGUUGAACGCGGGGAUCGCAGCUACCCGGGGGCCCUCGGGUGGACCCAUCACGGAUAGCCGCCUAUAUACCGCGACGAUGCUGUCGAACUCAAGCUACGCAGGCCCGGCCACGUGUACGGGCGAGACGGUGUGCGGGUCUGGCAGUGGUCUGCUCUCUGUGGAAAAUGAGAGCGGUGAGGCGGAGCAUAGCUUCAGAAGUUUGGAGUUUAGCGGCAGCGGCGCAGGGCUCGCCGGAGUGAGCUCUGACUUGCCUCAACGCGCACUGGUAAGCACACCGGAAGAGAGGGCCUCUGCUACUGUUACUUCCCUGAGAGCCACCGCCGCGUCUCUCGCGACGGUCGCCGCGGUGAAGGGCGCAGCAGCCGAAGCAUGCGAUGAGGACGGCUCCGCUAUGCCUCUCGGUGGUGCCCUAAAGCAUUUCCUUGAGAUCAGUCCGAGUCGGCAGUUGCAUCACAGCAUCGCUCACAGCCCCUCCUCUACCUCUCGGCGCUCUUCCAGUGCGAUCUUAUCUUCGUUCUACCAGACUCCGCACUCCGCUGUGUCGCUGCACCGCCGACCCAUCGAACAGGUGCUUCGAAGUUCCACCCAGCUUGUUGUGUACAUUGGACGUGGGCUGGUGGUGCCGCGUAUCCCCGAUACGCUGGAUGAGGACGUGAUAAACUUCCUGGAGCUGUGCCUGAGGCCUGAUCCGGCAGAGCGUGCCACCAUGUCGGAGCUGAUGCUGCACCCAUGGUUGAUGUAA